Molecule: messenger RNA, 2000 nt
Organism: Acanthoscelides obtectus
Lineage: Eukaryota; Metazoa; Arthropoda; Insecta; Coleoptera; Chrysomelidae
Source: the annotation of a GenBank genome assembly
GCUUUGUUGCUCAUUUUGAAAUUGACAAUCAGCUGUUUCGCAAGCAGGCCCACGUGAAAUUUCGAAAUCGAACGCCGGCUUCGAAACCUUCAGUAAAAUUCCAUUUUUGUUUCACUGUUAUGUAGUUCCAAUACGUGGGAACAUUUUAUUUAAAUAUUUGAAUUAAGUUUAAUAAACCAUAAUCAAAUGCACACCAUAUCAAGAAGACUGGUUCAGAAAAUAUCUGUUCCAAUUUUCCGUACGAGUACUCACGCCACGAAACUGAUAAGUACUCAAAAUCAGCAUAGAUAUGAAGACAAAGACCCAGAGACAAAGUUAUUUGGAAAGUUGCUUAUUGGGGCAGCAUCUGCAGGGUUAUUGGCAACAUAUUUCGAUGAAAAGAAGAAGGUUGACUGUAAAGUAGCACAAACAUCUGGUACAUUCAAAGAUGGCUUACCAGAGUACACAAUUGAAGAAGUUAGUAAACACAAUACUCAGGAAUCAAGGAUUUGGGUGACAUACAAGGAAGGUGUCUAUGACAUAACAGAUUUUGUACCAGGACAUCCUGGAGGUGAUCAGAUCCUUAUGGCAGCUGGCAGCUCUGUAGAGCCCUUUUGGGUUCUUUAUGGCAUACAUGAGAAUCAGCAUGUAUAUGAUAUAUUGGAAAAAUAUAGAAUAGGUAACUUGGAUAAACAUGAUGCUCAGACUUUCACACAAAACAUGGAAGACCCUUAUAGUAGCGAUCCAAAAAGACAUCCUGUAUUGAAACCUGCCAGUGUGAAGCCAUUCAAUGCUGAGCCUCCUCCCUCCUUGCUGGUGGAGAACUUUAUAACACCUAAAGAACUUUUUUAUGUAAGGAACCAUUUGCCAGUACCCAACAUAGACGCUGAGCAGUACAAAUUAGAAAUAGAAAUUGAAGGUGCGAAAAAGACGGUAUCGCUCUCUCUUGACGAUCUAAAGAAGAUGCCGAAAAAAACGAUCACAGCUACUAUUAUGUGUGCUGGAAAUAGGCGAAGCGAAAUGGUCAAGGUCAAGACAGUAAAAGGCUUGAACUGGGGUCCAGCUGCUGUUGCAAACGCCACUUGGACGGGUGUACCUUUACGCGAUGUCUUGAAAAAUGCAGGACUUGAUCAAUUUGACGACAAAUAUAAACAUGUACAGUUUGAGGCAGAAGACGUAGAUGCGACAGGAAAGAACUAUGGUGCCUCCAUUCCUAUAUGGAAAGCUAUAGAUGAAAGAGGUGACGUUUUGCUAGCAUACGAGAUGAAUGGAGCACCAUUGCCGAGAGAUCACGGUUAUCCUGUCAGAGUUAUUGUCCCAGGGGUAGUUGGAGCUAGAAACGUCAAAUGGUUAGCCAAAAUUGUAAUAUCUGAGCACGAAAGUACAUCACAUUGGCAACAGAACGACUACAAAGGUUUCUCCCCAUGUACAGAUUGGGAGGAUGCAGAUUUUACCAAAUCUCCUGCCAUACAGGAAUUACCUGUCACUUCUGCAAUCUGUAAACCGUAUGAUGGUGACACGAUCGACGUUGUAGAUGGAAAAAUACUCAUUAAAGGUUAUGCAUGGUCUGGGGGUGGUCAAAAAAUUGUCAGGGUAGAUGUAUCUGCAGAUGGUGGAAAAACCUGGCAUGUUGCCAAUGUUGACGCGCAAGACAGUUCUGAACCGCCAAGACAUUGGUCAUGGACUUUAUGGUCCGCCAACAUUCCUGUCGACAACAAAUCGAAAACGGUAGGUUUUGCAGAUAUUAUGGUUAAAGCAGUUGAUUCGUGUUACAAUACUCAGCCAGAAAAUUUUGAACACAUAUGGAAUAUUCGAGGAGUUUUAGGCAACGCUUAUCAUAAGAUUAAAGUGAACCUUAAACAGUAAACAAAAUAUGAUGUUAGCAUUACUGUGAUCUGGAAUUAUGGCAUCAGAAGAAAAAAUUUAUAUUGCCUUUUGUGAAUGAAUUGUGUGUAUUUUUUAUGAUGUUUUCUAUAAAAUAAAAUGGGAUCAAGGUCACUUAGUAUCCUAAAUAAAAUUAA